CCCCCGCCCCAUGACGUCAGCCCUGGCCCGGAGCGCCCAGAGCCGCUGAAUCUUCAGUCUUAGCCCUGCGGAGCCGCGGAGGGAGGUGGGCUGCGAGCUCCGGACGAUGCGGCGGUCCCAGGAUGCUGCGGCGCCUGCUAGUGCCUCUGGUGGCGCUCCUCAGCCUGCGCCUCUGCCCCGGCACGCACGGCUCAGAACUACCCAAGCCUCCAGAGGUGUGGUUUAAAGCAGAAUUUUUCCAGCACUUCCUCUGCUGGCUGCCCAUCUCAAAUCAGUCUGAAAGCACCUACUAUGAGGUUCAGCUUGACUGGUAUGGAAGAAGCCCAUGGGAGUCCCUUCCCCACUGUAGCCAGGCCCCGGAAUUGUGCUGUGAUGUCACCAUGUACACUCUGCACCUGUACCGAAGCAAUGGUUACCGGGCUAAAGUCCGAACAGUGGAUGGCAGCCGAUUCUCCAACUGGACCUUGGCCAAUACCCGCUUCUCUGUGGAUGAUGUGACUCUGAAGGUUGACAGUGUGAAGCUAGAGAUGCAUGAGGGCUUCAUCUUCGGAAUGAUCCAGCUCCCCAGACCCCAGGUGGCCCCUCCAGGUGACACAUAUGAAAGCAUCUUCACUCACUUCCGCCAGUACGAGAUUGCCAUUCGCAGAGUGCCAGAAAGCUUUAAGUCAAGCCAGAUGGUAGACCAUGAAAACUUCACCCUCCCAAUCCCUGGAGAGGUGGGAAAGUUCUGUGUCAAAGUGAAGCCAUCUAUCGGCUCCCGAACCAACAAGGGGAUCUGGUCAGAGGAGCAGUGCAUUGCCCUCACCAAGCAGUAUUUCACCAUGACCAACCUUAGUAUCUUCUUCGCCCUCAUCUUGCUGCUCUGUGGACCCCUGGCUUACUGUCUGGUCCUCCACCUGUAUGUGCGGCGCCGAGGGACACUUCCCACUGCCCUGGUCUUCAAGAAACCCAGCCCCUCGAUCCUCAUCAGCAAGCCGCCCUACCCAGAGAUGCAGGACAUCAUUCACCCUCUACAUGUACAGACCUUCCUGAAGGUGUCUCCAGAGCACUUGAACCUGCAUGGCAGCAUGAACAGUGGCUUCGGCAGUGCCAAGCCAUCCCUGCAGAUGGAAGAGCCCCACUUCUUCCUCCCUACCCCUCACCCCCAGGCCUGUAGUGCUCUAGGAAAGGGGAAGCCCCCAGAUCUGCAAGGCAGCUGCAGUGAUGGUGGCAGCAGCGGUGGCAGCAGCAGCAGCAGCAGCAGCAGCAGCACAGACAGUGGGAUCUGCUUGCAGGAGCCCAGCCUGAACCCUGGCUCUGGGCCCCCUUGGAAGCAGAAGGCGGGGAGCACAAGUCAAGGCCAGGAUGACAGUGGCAUCAGCUUUGUCCGAAACUCUGAGGGGCAACCUGGGAGCACACAGGACAGUUCACUCUUGGGCCACAUAAAUCUCCUAGGGCCGGAGGCCCCUGCAGAAGAAGACCCAGAUACAGUGACCUUCCAGGGCUACCUGAAACAGACCAGAUGCACUGAAGAGAAGACAGCCAUAGCAGCCUGCUUGGAGGAAGACACUCCUUUGACAGAUGGCCUUUGCCCACAGUUCAGGACAUGCCUGGAUCCUGAGGCAGGCUGGCCUCCCCCAGCUCUGGCCAAGGGCUAUUUAAAGCAAGAUCCCUCAGGAAUAACUCUCGCUCCUGCAGGUGUCCCACCAGAGCAGUGUAAUCAGCUGAAUGAAGAGUGGCCACUGCUGGGCUUGACUAUUUUUGGUAAUCUGGGACCAUCUGACUGGAAUUUUGCUCAUGAUCUUGACCCUCAGGACUGUAUGGCGGCCCCAGAAGGCCUCUUGGGCAGCUUUGACUCAGACCUGGUCACCCAGCCUCAGAUCUCCAACCUGUACUCAAGUGAGUGACUUGAGCCAAGGGGCUGUUUUUUAUUUCAGCCAUUGCCUGAUCUCCCACUAAGAGCAGGAGGAGGUACCCAGGGGUCAGAAGAAGAUGCAGGCCAGUUUGAGCAUUUUAUGCAAGCCCUUGGGGUCAGUUGUAGCCUGUCUGCUAGGGCAGGUGCCACCGUCUUGAUGGAGUGGUGCAGGGGGCACAGAUGGUGCUGACCUGAUCUGCUGAGUGGGCCCUGCAGACCUUGGCAGAGCCAAGAAGAGCAAGGCAGAGACCUCCUCCCUCUUUGGGCCUUUUUUCUGUACCAUAAAGUAGUCUGUGCUCAAAGAACCACAGGAUUUUCUUGAGACAAGGUGAGGCUGUCAGGCUGAAGUCAGCUCAGAUGCCUUCUCCAGGUCAGCCGAGUGUCAGGGCCUUUGGCAGGUUGGAGGGCUAUGAAGUGGAGCUCCUGGGCCCCUGAGACUGCAAGAGUCAUUUUUAGAAGAGAGGGAGCAGAGCAGAGUUUGAUCUGAGGAGCGGUGGGUCACAGGGAGAUGCUCUGCCAACGGCGGUCUUCUUAGGCAGGAAACCCGUCACUGGAAGAGUUUCAAGUAUGUCUGUGCUGGCCUGGAAGUCAGACAGUUACUACAUCACUACAGACCCAAGGAGGGACAAAGGGACUGAGACCUAGGACACAGACCCUGCAGACUCUGCACUAAAAGAAGUGAACUCUGGAACCCAUCUGCCCAGAGCCAGCCUCCUUCUCGUGCCAAGGGCUGACAUCUAGGAGGAGUCCUUGGUAUUGUGCCUGGAUGACUGCCAGUCACUGGGCCUGGAGGGGCAGAUGUGGGCCUUACUUUCCUACUAUUCAUUUAGAGUCUCUUCAAACAAAGUCAGUUUACAGUCCCCAGGCAAGGAUACUAGGAGGGGUGACAUGCCUGUGGAUACCCUCCAGAGCCAUCCUUGGCUCUACAUUUCUCUGUGGCAUUCUAAAAUGGGCCUUCUGGCCCAGGAAUUGCCACCAUGACCUCUGCCACUCUGCCAAGAAGCUCAUGGUGCCAUUCUGAUAAUUCCCUCUGGAAAUGGGCCAAAGGGAGGAUUGCUCAGGGUUUCCUUGACAGUUUUAUUUAUUUGUUUUGCUCACUUAUUUAUUGAAGAGGCAGCAUAGUUCAGGAAAAGAAUUCUGGGUCUCUCAGGAACCCUGGAGUUCUAGUUUUGCAUUCACUCUUUCUAGUUGUAUGACAUUGGGCAAGUCACUUCUCUUGAGCCUCAGCUUCCUUGUCUGAAAAACUGGAAGAGAUGUUUGUUUUGUGGAAUUCAUAAUGACACAAAGAAAACGGAUGUGAAUGUGCCUUGAGCACAGAUCUCUCUGAAUGAGUGGUGUGUGUGUUUUUAAUUCCAGUAAAUCAUUAGAACCAGUGGGGAUCCUGUGAAACCACACAGAUUUCUCAUGAGGACUUGGUUGCUGAUAAUUGGGGAUGAUAUGGAAAAGAAUGUGUGAUGUUGCUUUAAGGAAACAAGUGAGGAUUCAGGCUCAGAUCAAACAGAUCCAGCUUCAAAAUCCUGUGCUAACACAUAUUGCUGUGACUGGAAAAAUUAUUCAACCUCUCAGAGUUUCUGAUUUCCCAUCGAUAAGGUAGAGAUGGUAGCUCCUCCUGGGCAUGUUGUAAGGUUAAGUGAGAUGGCCUAUACAAGCAUUUAACACAGUGCUGGGCAUGUGGUGCUUUAUGUGUAAACAGCUGGUGACCCUGUAAAAGAAAUAUACAGCUUUUCUUGAAAUAGAUGGAAAAUGAAAGAGAUAAGGAGUUUGCCGAAAACCAAAAAGGAAACAGUGGAAAGUACUGCAGUGUUUUGGAUGUGCACUCCGACAAUGGAAAGGAGACUACGUGAGGCCAGCCCUUCCAGGAAAAGGACAAACCAAACCUCCCUGGAGCCACACCUGCUUACCUCGCCCUGGAGGUGUGUCCUGGGUGGUUCUCAUAAGUGCGGAAGCCAGCUGUGACCUGCUCAGCCUGCUGCUUCCACGAAAAGCCACACGUGGGUUUGAAUCUCUCCUUAAGCUCAGCCCAGCAGCUUGAGCUAACCUAGGGCCUCUGGUUUGCUGCACUUUGGCUCAAUCUGAAUGCCUGAGCAGGUGACCAGGGACACCUCAUCUCUUUCCCCCUGUAGCAUCGCCAACAUGCCGCUCCCCUCUCACUAUGAGAAAGCGUGCAGUUCUGGAGAGACAACCGUGCUAACCCUCCAGAGAACUUGGCUAAUACCACACCAUCUUGGACUUGCUCAUUCCUAACUGGAGACCUUCUUGUUAGGAUUGAAGAGAUGCAGGUUACUUUCCUCUGGAAACAAGGUGUUGCUGAUGGCUUCUUCCCCAUGGAAGAGUUCCCUGGGGCAGGUGGGAUGAAACCUGACCAAGAAGUAGAUAUAAAGGUGCAGAUAAUAAGAAUUAUCCUCUGAAAAGGAACUGGAACUGAUUUGGUUGAAAGAGACAGCAUGUGGAGCAGCCUGCAGGACAGAGGGGAGGUGGGUGAUGCCAGCCUGUUCCCUUUGCUGGAAUGAAUGGGAGUCUGCUAGCUCCUUGCCUGGCCUUGAAGCUACUAUCUGAGUACAGGUCAGGGCCUGGGCUGUGGGAGACACUGACAGAGUUCUUCCGGGCAGCAAGGCUUCUCUGGAAUUUGUAUUAAAGUCCCCAACAGAA
Molecule: messenger RNA, 4543 nt
Organism: Fukomys damarensis (Damara mole-rat)
Lineage: Eukaryota; Metazoa; Chordata; Mammalia; Rodentia; Bathyergidae
Gene: Il10ra
Product: interleukin 10 receptor subunit alpha
Exons: 7
Coding region: 123-1886 (587 amino acids)
Molecular function (GO): protein binding
Source: RefSeq, a predicted model, not a curated record